This is a messenger RNA of Acanthopagrus latus (yellowfin seabream), 4614 nucleotides long. RefSeq names its product TBC1 domain family member 9B. The transcript has 23 exons. Gene Ontology annotation, molecular function: calcium ion binding. The record is from RefSeq and is a predicted model, not a curated record. Bases 143 to 3754 code for a protein of 1203 amino acids. Lineage: Eukaryota; Metazoa; Chordata; Actinopteri; Spariformes; Sparidae.
CGGAAGUGAUGUGCAGUCAGCAGACCGAGUGAAAACAACAACAUCAGCUCUGUGGUUGUCUGAAUUAGACGGAACCGCCUGGUGAUACUCGGUCCUUCUCCCGGUGUUUCCCCGGCACAGGGUAAGCAGGGAGCGGCCAGACAUGUGGAUCAACCCGGAGGAGGUGCUGCUGGCCGGGGCGCUGUGGGUCUCCGAGCGGGCCAACCCGUUCUUCAUUCUGCAGAGGAGGAGAGGACACGGCCGCGGGGGAGGACUGUCGGGCCUCCUGGUUGGGACUCUGGAUGUGGUUCUGGACUCGAGUGCUCGAGUGGCUCCUUACAGGAUCCUUCUGCAGACGGCAGACUCUCAGAUCUACUGGAAUAUUGCCUGUGGCUCAUCCAGGAAGGAGAUCACAGAUCACUGGGAAUGGCUGGAGUCCAACCUGCUGCAGACCAUCUCCAUCUUUGACAACGAUGAAGAUGUCACCACCUUCGUCAAAGGAAAGAUCUCUGGCAUCAUUGCAGAGGAGAACCGGCCUAAACAGGGGGAGGAUCAGGAAGAGGACUGUGGGAAGUUUCGGGAGGCGGAGCUGAAGAUGAGGAGGCUGUUUGGGAUGCCAGAUGAAGAGAAGCUGGUGAAUUAUUAUUCAUGCAGCUACUGGAAGGGCCGAGUGCCACGGCAGGGCUGGCUCUACCUGUCCGUCAACCACCUGUGCUUCUACUCCUUUCUGCUGGGCAAGGAGGUGACUCUGGUGGUGCAGUGGACGGAGGUGACCCAGCUGGAGAAGAACGCAACCCUGGUGUUUCCGGAGAGCGUUCGUGUCAGCACACGUCACACCGAACAUUUCUUCUCCAUGUUCCUCAAUAUCAACGACACUUUCAAGCUUAUGGAGCAACUCGCCAACAUCGCCAUGCGCCAGCUACUUGACAAUGAGGCGUUUGCUGCCGACCGCUCAUUGCCCAAACCCAGCAAAACACUCAAGAACGUCUCUGCACUCAAGAGGGAUUUUGACGCACGGGCAAAGAAUGAGCGAUACCGGACAAUGUUCCGGCUGACACAGGAUGAGCGCCUGGACGGACACACGGACUGCACGCUGUGGACGCCAUUUGCUAAGAUGCAUGUGGUUGGGCAACUGUUCAUAUCCAACAAUUACAUCUGUUUUAACAGCAGAGAAGAAGACCUGUGUCAGCUCAUCAUCCCACUUAGAGAGGUGUCCAUUGUGGAAAAGGCGGACAGCAGCAGCGUCCUGCCAUGUCCCGUUUCCAUCAGUACAAAGAACAAGAUGAACUUCCUGUUUGCAAACCUCAAAGACAGAGACUUCCUGGUCCAACGCAUUUCAGACUUCCUGCAGCGAACGCCUGACAGCUCAUGGGGCGACACCAGCCCACUGUCGCCGAUUGGUCACUCGACAUCCUCCAGUGCCUCAUCUGCAGGGUCAGAGUCCAUCCACAGGGGUCGUCAGUACCACCUUGGUCUACCAACAGCUAGCCAGUGUCUGCUGCAGCUCUACCACCGCAACACACCUGAAGACCUGGGACCCAAAGCUAUGAAAGAGAAGAUGAAAGAGGAAGCUUGGAACAUCCAUUUCUCAGAGUUUGGUCGAGGUGUCUGCAUGUAUCGAACCUCCAGAACCAGAGAACUCAUCCUUAAUGGGAUCCCAGAGCGCCUGAGAGGAGAGCUGUGGUUGCUGUUCUCAGGAGCGCAGAACGAAAUGGCGACACACCCUGGUUACUAUGGUGAUCUGGUGGAGCAAGCCAUGGGGAUGUGUUCAUUGGCCACUGAAGAAAUUGAGCGCGACCUUCACCGCUCGAUGCCUGAGCAUCGAGCAUUCCAGAAUGAAACAGGCAUUGCUGCACUGCGCCGUGUCCUCACCAGCUAUGCCCACCGCAACCCUGGCAUCGGAUACUGUCAAGCAAUGAACAUUGUCACCUCUGUGCUGUUGCUCUACUGUCCAGAGGAGGAAGCAUUCUGGCUGUUGGUGGCACUUUGUGAGCGGAUGUUGCCUGACUACUACAACACCCGAGUUGUAGGUGCUCUGGUAGACCAGGGGGUGUUUGAGGACCUGACCCGAGCCUUCCUCCCCCUGCUGUAUGAACACAUGCAGGAGCUGGGAGUUAUCUCCACGAUCAGCCUCUCCUGGUUCCUCACACUCUUCCUGUCUGUGAUGCCCUUUGACAGUGCUGUGCUAUUGGUUGAUUGCUUUUUCUACGAGGGCAUCAAGGUCAUCUUCCAGGUGGCGCUGGCUGUACUUCAUGACAACAUGGAUGCUCUCCUGUCCUGCAGUGACGAAGGGGAAGCAAUGACAAUCCUGGGCAGGUACCUGGAUAAUGUUGUGAAUAAACAGACGGUGGCUCAGCCUAUCCCUCACCUCCAUGCCCUUCUAACGAGUGGGGAUGACCCUCCACUGGAGAUCGACAUCUUCAACCUCAUCAAGUCAUCUUAUGAGAAGUUUGGCACCUUGCGCUCUGACGUCAUCGAGCAGAUGAGGUUCAAGCAGAGGUUAAAGGUCAUCCAGUCGCUGGAGGACACAGCCAAGAGGAGUGUGGUGAGAGCGAUGAUGACGGAGUCCGCCUUCAGUAUCGAGGAGCUGGAGGAGCUGUACUGUCUCUUUAAGUCCAAACACAUGACGAGCUGUUAUUGGGGCUCCACCAGCUCUGCAGCUGAGCGUCAUGAUCCCAGCCUGCCAUACCUGGAGCAGUACCGCAUCGACCCGGUUCAGUUCACCCAGCUGUUCACCGUGCUCGCUCCCUGGGUCUGUGGAGGCCACACUACGACACUGUCAGCCCGUCUCUUCAGACUCCUGGACCAAAACCAGGAUGGACUGGUCAAUUUCAAAGAGUUCAUCACUGGACUCAGUGGGAUGUAUCAUGGAGACAUGACAGAGAAACUUAAACUGCUGUACAAGCUCCACCUCCCACCAGCUCUGUGUCCUGAAGAGGCAGAGUCUGCUCUGGAGGCAACCCACUUCUUCACUCAGGACGUACCAAGGGAAUCUUCCUUCCUGUCUGAUCUGGACAUUUCGGGGCAGCAGGAAGUGACAUCAGGUGACGAGGAGAAGGAUGGAGGUGGAGACAGCGAGGAGAAGAAAGAGGAGAAGGUGAAGGACUACAGGUACUACCUUAGGAUGUGGGCCAAAGAGAAAGAACCCAAGACAGAGACCAUCAAGGACCUGCCCAGAAUGAACCAGGAGCAGUUCAUUGACCUGUGCAAGACUCUGUACAACAUGUUCAGUGAGGAGCCUCUUGAGCAGCAGCUCUAUCACUCCAUCGCCACCGUCGCCAGCUUGCUGCUGCGAAUCGGAGAGGUUGGUAAAAAGUUUAACAAUGGGAGUAAGAAGAGUGAUUCUGCUGCUGCUCAGGCCCAGCCCCCUGACCCUCAGAGGGAGGAGUCAGAUGAGUCUCAGGUAUGUCAGGCGCUCGCUGAUGCUCAGCUGGAGCCGGCAGCUCCCCAGACAUCUGAGGAGGAAACUAAAGACGACACCUCUGUGUCAUCAUACUCUGUUGUGAGCUCUGGAUCGCUGCAGUGUGAAGAUAUUGCCGAUGACACCGUACUGAUCGGUGGCGGUGAGCAGAGGCGGGGCAGUGUGCUGGAUGUUGAUUGGUCGAUCACCUUCGAGCAGGUGCUGGCGUCGCUCCUGACAGAGCCGCCGCUUGUCGACUACUUUGAAAGGAAGAGGGACAUCCAGAUCAAGAUGGCCACCUGUAAGGCCCAGCGGGCGGUAGAGCGUCAGACAAGCUCCACCUCUGACCAUGAACUCCCUCAGCAUUCCAUCUGACUUACCUCCACCUGUCCAUCUGACUCACUUCCACAGGUCCACCUGAUUCACCUCCAACUGUCAACCUGACUGACCUUCACCUGAUGCACCUCCACCUGUCUACCUGACUCACCCUCACUUUUCUGCCAGACACUAUCCCUAACCCCACCUUCACCCAGAUCAAAAUGUGUAUUAGCUGGUUUCUCUGCUGGUUCGAUCUAUGAUCUGCAGGAUGAACUGGACUGAGAACAAACAAGCAAGCAAGUUAAGCAGGUAAACAGUUUCUGACUGAACUACGAAGCCACAAAGACCCAACAAGUGUUUUUAUUAUUUUUACAUGUUGAAUCAAAUUAUCACAAGUUAAAAAACAAAAUUAUCUACAUAAAAUCAAUGAUUUCUGUUUGACUGAGUCCUAAAGAUGAUUUUCUUUAAGGAAGUGAAAGAAUCUGAGAAUUCAGAAAACGUCAACAUGUUUUAUGUCUUCAAGAAAUGACUGAAGCAGACACCUGUGAGCAGGUGACCCUGUGAGCAGUUUAAGAAAAUCAAAGUUUCUGAACUGAGACUGAGGCAUUCUCUGUAGAAGAUAAAAGUAAACUUGUUUUACAGCUCAGAUAUAUUAACUAUAUAUUAAUCAUGUGUUACCUUGAUAAACCGUUUCACUCAGGUGAGUUCACGCCUGAAUACUUUGACAUCACUUAAGCCUUGUGUGUGCCUGUUUCUGUUGACAUCACUCCUGUUUACUUUCUGUUGAAAUGGUGAUGUCAGAGCUCUCUCUGUUGUCUUCACUGUGUUUAUUCACCAGUCUGCUUUUAAAAUCCAUUUUAUUGAUCAAUUAUUGAUCUGUACUCUGUUGCCUAAUAAAUACUGAAGAAAAAAAAACA